UACACCAUGAUUUCCUCUCUCUUCUUACUCUGUCUUAUGCUUUUUUCCUUUUCAUUUCUCUCUACUAUUUUUUCCUUUUUUUUUCACACCCAAAAGAAAGUCAGCGUCGUCCCUUCUGCCUUCUUUGCCCGUGUUUCCUUUCUGCCCAAUUCACUUAAAAAAAAGCUGAGUUAAGAGUUGGAUGUUUGCAAGUUUCUAGGUUGAUUUUGGACUACUGAAAAUGGCUGAGGACUGGGAUCUUUAUGCAGUGGUGAGGAGUUGUACUUCUACCGCCAAUAUCACUACCGCUACAGCCAGCAAUGAUCUCCCAAAAAAAAAUGAUUUCACGAAUGAGAAUAGUAGCACUUGGGAUGAAGACCCUUUGGCUUGCUUGGCUUCUUUUACGUUUAAGGCAAAAGAUGAACCUUUUUCAUGUCUUAAUCUUUCACGGCCUAGGAAAAGUGAUUCUUUGAGAGAUUCUUGUAAGUCAUUUUUGCCGUAUGACGACCCCACCACCAUCAAUCCCAGCUCUUCAAGUUUUGUUGCUGAAGGCUCUGGUGGCCAACAUCAUCAGCAUCAAACGUUACUACAGCAGCAGGAACAACCCACCACCACAAGCAGCAUCAUCAGGAUUAGCUCCCCAUUGACUCCCACUUUCCUUCCUAUUUUUGCUUAUGGCCAAUCUGGAAACCACCAACAACACCAUGUACAGGAACAACCACAAUCGCAGCAGCAAAUGAAUCCAUUACACCGACAGCAGCAGCUGCAACAAGUUGUUCCACAGGGCGAGGUUCCAAGGCCUACUGCAAUCCUUCCUUCAGGAAACCUGCAAUCUCAGGCACCAAGAUUAAGAAAGAGGAAGAACCAGCAGAAAAGAAACGUAUGCCAUGUAACAACAGAUAAUUUGUCAUCAGAUCCGUGGGCAUGGCGUAAAUACGGACAGAAGCCCAUCAAAGGCUCCCCCUAUCCAAGAAACUACUACCGGUGCAGCAGCUCAAAAGGGUGCCCAGCCAGAAAACAAAUGGAGCGUAGCAAUUUGGAUCCCAACAUCUUUAUUGUUACCUACACGGGUGACCACACGCACCCUAGGCCCACUCACCGGAACUCUCUUGCUGGCAGUACUCGAAACAAGCUAUCAACCAUUCAAAAGGCCGCAAGCAAAGAAUCUGUCCCGGAAACCUUGCCUAGUGCUACUGCUUCUUGCUCCUCUCCUCGCUCAGCCACAAGCCUCUCUCCCAUCUCUCCCACAACCCCACUUUCAGCUCCUGAAGACACCGCCGCCCCCGUGCACAACAUGGAUGUUAAUGGAGGUGAAGAAGAAAGCGUUGACAUGACUCCUGAAACGGCUCGGGAUGGAGAAAGUGAUGAAGAUAAUCUUCUGAUCCCCAACGUGCAUAUAGAUGAAGAUCUCUUCAAGGGAUUGGAAGAACUCGUAGGUGGUGCUGGCGCUGGCAGUCAUACGAGUAAUCGAUUGGGACGCAGCCCAGCCUUCGGCGAUAAUUUCUCUUCUUGGGGUACAGAUAACUCCGCCGCCUCCGGAGCCACUGCUGGUGGUGGCUGCUAGACCAAAUUUCACUUUUUUCUUAUUACUACGUACUAUGAAUUUUUAUUUUUUUGGUUGGGUAUAAAGAAACUAAGAAUACUCAGAGUUUUAUGCAACCCAAUUUCCCUUUUAUUAUCUCUCUCUCGGUCUCUCCAACAAGAUAAAUGCAUAUUUCCACCUUCAAUUUCGUGUAUAUAACAUCGUAACGAAUAACUAUUCAUGAAGUUUUAUUUUGAUGACAAAAGUUAAUACCAUAAGUUAAUAUUUUAAGUCUGUUAUAAUGAAGAUAUAUGAUUUUUGUUCUGUAAUAUUUUGAUUACCAACCAUUGAUCGAUGAGUUUCAUCGAUCACCAUGUCUGAUUCUGGACCCGAUGAUGAGCACAAUCAGAA
Molecule: messenger RNA, 1912 nt
Organism: Durio zibethinus
Lineage: Eukaryota; Viridiplantae; Streptophyta; Magnoliopsida; Malvales; Malvaceae
Biological process (GO): regulation of DNA-templated transcription
Cellular component (GO): nucleus
Molecular function (GO): DNA-binding transcription factor activity; transcription cis-regulatory region binding
Source: RefSeq, a predicted model, not a curated record